AUGGCGAAAGCCACGGCCGGCAUCCCCAUCGGAUGUCGCUCGAUCAUAUCAAGCCAGCGAUCUAGAAGCGCAGCGGCACCAGGAACCAGUUUAACGAGUCACAUCACAGUACCAGCUCAUCAAUCAGAGCAUACACCGUCUCCUCACUCGAAUUACCACCCGGGGAGCAUCUCUCACAUCAUUCGGCGUCGAUUCUCCCGCGAGUCCAAACCAUCGAUUGCUCACCAUGAACCAAGCAAGUUCAUGUUUCCGUUCCCGCGCAAGUCGUCAAGAUCCGCGUCAAAACCGGCGACCCAGCUUGCGGCCUUGAGUGCUUAUGGCAGCAGCUUGAUGAGCGAAAGUCGUUAUGACAGCGACGCCCAUUUCAUCUCGACUCCGAGACGCGACCUCAUAGAUUCACCAGCACACCGUGCCCGUCGUCGGAUGGAACUGAGUGACUUGAUCGAACGGAGUCAAGAGCAGCGGGAAUCUGAACGGUGGGCAAUCGGCCAAGGUGACGAUAUCCCAGAACCUCCCGAGUCGGUCUAUGGGUUGCGUUUCAUACCAACUCCACCCGGCACAAUCAGAAGUCAGCGCAGUUUAUACCCCAAAGUCCAUCACGCGGUCUCUUUUGAAGGACAUCAAAACCACACCAUGAAUUCGGCGAGAUCCUUGCCGGAUAUGCACUUGGCUAGUCAACGAGGAAACGGAUCAGUUGCGGGACCUUCUCCCGUCAAUUACAUCCGGGGCGGCAAUGAUCAGAACUGUUCGACAGAUAGUCAAAGCAUGGACAUGAGCAAUCAAAAGCACGGAGCCACAAGCCCAACCUCAUUGUCGAGUCAAUUACCGGACCUGGUGGUUGCCAAAAAACGACAGCGGACUGACUCGGGCGUGUUCUUCAUGGAUGGUCAACCUGUCCAUCUGGAAGACAUGGGUAUUUCGCAUCGACUGGCUUCUCAAUCUACAUCGUCCACACCAGUGUCCUGCAAUCCCUCGAUUGCUGAAUUGAUCCACAGCAACAGAUAUGGCAUCUUCAUGAACACUUCACACGAGAAUAUGCCAAAGGCGCAGAGAUCAACCACGUCGAUAACCUCUGGACACAAUCUACAAGCCCCGAUCUAUCACCACCAGGUCGGAUCGUCCUAUUAUUCUGAGCACCCAAGUUCGCUAUUAGGCAAUGCAUCUCCUCUUCGAUCCCCUUCUCUAGCCCUCAAUUCCGAGCAGUACGUCGUUACAGUCCAUGGCAGCAAAUAUAAUGUGGCGGCUGAGGAGGCCAACCUCCAACAUGCUCGAGCUCUGGCGAGUCCCGCUAUUGGUAGCAAGUUCCGCGAGCACUGCGACAGUGUGAUUUCCCUAAAUCCCCACGGAAAGGUUGAGUCCAAAGAGGCGCCUGGAGUAGAGGCACCACGCAAAGUCAGCGUGGGUUGGAUGUCUGGAGGCCGGCGAGUCGGUUAUGGGUAUAGUCCAGUGCCUGACGAGGAAGCUGCACAGUAUGAGCAACAUGGGCAUGGCCAUCCCAAUCCACAGCAAGCUCCAGGCCAAAAGGCAGAGGCGGCGAUGAGUGAUGCGAAUCUUCCAGGUGGUCAUAUUCGUCACAACCAGGUCCAAAAAAGCGACCUUGUGCAUGCAGCUGGCCCGUCCACCCCAGAGCCACAGUCUAAAACCGUCAAUCACCCUGCAAACACCCCCGAGGUUAACCCAACUAGCCUUCUUAGUGGAGGGGAUUCCAAUCAAACCAACAAUGAAUUCCCAGAGCCCCCUUACUUACGAGCCAUCAUGGAAGGCCGUCAUAGCCGGGAACAAGACUGCGGGCCUGUGGUAUCGGAGAAGCGAAGUACAAGAAGCCUCCAUGCAGCGAAGAUGCCCCCAAUGACUCAAUCCGAACAUUCCCACGUCCCACAGAGCACGAAUAACAUGAGUCAACAAUCAGAUACCGCUCUUCAGCAUUGUUCCCGCCUCAGCCAAUCGCUGAAUUCAAACCCACAAAAGCCAAAGAAUAAAAGAGGCCACAGAACGGGGAUACCGGACUCCGUUCGUCAAGAGAAGGGGCAGCAUGUUCCUUCCUCAGAGCACACUGCAGUCGACAUUGACCCGGGUUAUCUCGGUAUAGAGCACGAUUCCAACGCCGAGGACGCGGCUCGUUUAUUACGCCCAAGCAACCCUCGGAACGCAAAUUGGGUCCGCAGACUCUCCAAGCACCAGGUCAGUAAGAGGCAGUCCAAUGCACAUGGGCAGGAAGUCUCGCAGUUGUCGCCAGGUCUGUACCGGAACUUUGGCUCCGGCAGUCUCGAGCGAGCGGAUUCCACCAAGAGUAUCGGUACAAAUGUGGAGGAGCUGGCGAGUAUGUAUCAGGAAUGUCUCGAGAUGCCCGGAUCCUUUGAGGGAAGUCGAUGGGCCAGUCGGACAAGUCGAAUGUUGUGGGAUCUGGUUACGACGGAUGAUCGAUGA
Messenger RNA from Penicillium subrubescens, 2427 nucleotides. RefSeq lists its product as uncharacterized. NCBI's taxonomy places the organism in Eukaryota, Fungi, Ascomycota, Eurotiomycetes, Eurotiales, Aspergillaceae. The transcript is spliced from 2 exons. The record is from RefSeq and is a predicted model, not a curated record. Bases 1 to 2427 code for a protein of 808 amino acids.